Messenger RNA from Guyanagaster necrorhizus, 288 nucleotides. RefSeq lists its product as uncharacterized. The annotation marks the transcript as partial. The transcript has a single exon. The record is from RefSeq and is a predicted model, not a curated record. NCBI's taxonomy places the organism in Eukaryota, Fungi, Basidiomycota, Agaricomycetes, Agaricales, Physalacriaceae.
UUCGAACACGUCACUUGGACAGAAGUUGAUGAAGCCAUCAGAGGAGCCAGCAUGAAAACGGCACCUGGAUUCAGCCAGAUGAGCUACCUAGCAAUAAAAUGGGCAUGGGAUGUUGGGAGUGAGGAUAUACUCCUCCUAAUACACCAAUGCCUAGCAGUGGGAUACCACCCUAAACGAUGGUGUCGGGCAGUUGUAGUGGCAUUACGCAAACCGAACAAACCAGACUACUCUAACCCCAGAGCAUAUCGCCUUAUAGCGCUACCGGAAUGCCUUGGGAAAAUAUUGGAA